GGGGCUGAAGCUGCGCGCGGCGGCGGAAGAUGGCUGCGGCUGAGGCGGCGGACACUCAGCUGUUGCUCGGCGUGGGGCUGAUCGUGACCAUCUUUCCACCGUAGAAAAGGACACAAAUGGAGAAGUACUGUGGGUGUGGUGUUAUCCUUCCACGACAGCCACAUUAAGGACUCUGCUGCUCAGAAAAUGCUGCCUUAUGGAUGAAAACAAACCUCUCCAUCCCUUUGUCUUUGGUCAGUACAGAAGAACAUGGUUUUAUAUCACAACAGUUGAAGUUCCGGAUUCUUCAGUUUUGAAAAAGGUGACUCAUUUUUCUAUUGUUCUGACCGCCAAAGAUUUUAACCCAGAGAAAUAUGCCGCCUUCACUAGGAUAUUGUGUAGAAUGUACUUGAAACAUGGAAGCCCAGUUAAAAUGAUGGAGAGUUACAUUGCAGUUCUCACAAAGGGGAUAUGUCAGAGUGAGGAAAAUGGCUCUUUUCUGAGCAAGGACUUUGAUGCCCGAAAGGCAUACCUUGCAGGCUCCAUCAAAGACAUUGUGUCUCAGUUUGGAAUGGAAACUGUUAUAUUACACAUGGCACUGAUGCUAAAAAAACGAGUUGUCGUCUAUCACCCCAAAAUAGAAGCUGUCCAGGAGUUUACCAGGACGCUGCCUGCCCUGGUGUGGCAUCGACAGGACUGGAGCAUCCUGCAUUCUUACGUGCAUCUCAGCGCUGAUGAGCUGGAAGCCCUGCAGAUGUGCACAGGCUAUGUUGCGGGCUUUGUUGACCUGGAGGUAAGCAAUAGACCGGAUCUGUAUGACGUGUUUGUAAAUCUGGCAGAGAGGGAAAUCACUAUCGCUCCGCUUGCAAAAGAGUCCAUGACAAUGGGCAAGCUGCACAAAGAAAUCGGUCAGCUGAUCGUGCAGUCAGCGGGAGACCCCGAGAAGUCGGACAGCCAAGUCAUACAGGAUAUUGCCCUCAAAACAAAAGAAAUUUUCACCAACCUGGCGCCAUUUUCAGAAGUUGUGGACGAUGGAGGGAAGAGAGUCCUCAAUUUUGAGGCAUUAAAGCAAAAGCGAUUUCCACCAGCAACAGAAAACUUCUUCUACCACCUAGCAGCAGCUGAGCAAAUGCUGAAAAUCUGACCGAGACAGAAGGUCUGGCUGGUGACUGUUAUAAAGCUCUCCUUUCAUUCUGAUUAUCCAUUAAUUAUGUAAAAUACUGGAAAUAACAGAGGAGAUGUUAUAUUUUUAAAUGGUUUAUUUGAAAGUAUUGAGAUUUGACCUGAAAAACACUGAAACAUGAAAACACUUGUGAUUUUCUCCCCGCUGAUUAGCGUCUCGCCUGCUGUCCAAGUUGGGCAAAGCGUUGUAAGGGCCGUGUCUGGCGCCCUGAGCCAGCUGGUGUCUUGGAGCAAGGGAAAAACUCCGUUGAGUCCCGUGCGGACCGCAGCACAUGCGAAAGCCUUCAUUACAACUUCCUGUUUGUCUCAUUGUGUAGCCAUAAACUAACGGUUCAUUUUCAGAAAGCUGCCUGAAAUUUUGCUUUGUAUUCUUCUAGGAAGAACUUUAAUUCCUCAUGAGGAAUUCUACUUUCUGAGCCAAACUGCUAAGUUUUCUGCAGAACUAUCUAGAAGAUCAUUCAAAAGACCCUGCAGUUGCACUUUCUUGUAAAAGAAAACGUUUUUCUUAGCCUUUGAGCAUUUUGCCUAUAUUCUGAAAGUUUUGCAUAUACUUUAUACUUGAGUAGAGAUCUUUAAUAAUCCAUAUUUAUACUGCUACAGAAGUAAGCACCCGGCAGACUUAAGCCAUUGGUACUCUUCGUUUAGCCCUAUCCUCUGGGGAAGAUGCUGUAUUUGUGUGGUAGAGUAAGCAAGAAGCCUCUUUGAACAGUAAUGUCCGUCGGACUGAGCUUGAGGCUGUCUAUAGUUGGUGAGAGAGAAUCAACUUCUUGUAGGGGCCAAAACCAGGACCAUCUUCAUCCAACCCUAAUACAAUGAUUCGGUCAUGUAUCAAGGCGAUUCUUGUUCAGUUGUGUACUUUUAUCAUAAUUGGAGACCUUAAAAUUGCCAAAUCAGCAUGGAUGCCUACACUGUGCACUCACUAUUUUAUUACGUAUAUUAAUUAUGAAAGGUUACUUCCCACCCAGUACUGUUGUCCUUUGGAAUUUUACCUGGAAAUAUGCUUAUAAAAAGUUGUCUUUAUUAAAUCUUUUUUUUUCUUGUUAUUA
Molecule: messenger RNA, 2207 nt
Organism: Octodon degus (degu)
Lineage: Eukaryota; Metazoa; Chordata; Mammalia; Rodentia; Octodontidae
Gene: Dennd10
Product: family with sequence similarity 45 member A
Exons: 9
Coding region: 197-1123 (308 amino acids)
Biological process (GO): protein transport; regulation of early endosome to late endosome transport
Cellular component (GO): late endosome
Molecular function (GO): guanyl-nucleotide exchange factor activity; small GTPase binding
Source: RefSeq, a predicted model, not a curated record